CAAAGCAAGCAAAGGCUUUGAGACAACAUUAAAAAGGAGAAAUGAAAAGAAAACAGCUUGACCAACUUUUCAAUUCAAAACCUUAACUUCAAACUCAAAAGUAGUGUUUUAUCCACCUCUUUCUCAGCCUUGUUCCACUCAGCACUCGAUGAUUCUGUUGUCCCCUAAACCCACAUGCAUUCUGUUCAACAAACCCAUAAACCCUUUCUCCAAAUCAAACCAUCCUAAACCCCAUCACCAAAACAACACAACACCCAGUUCAAACCACCACAUUUCUUGCAAAUCCGAAUACAAAACCGAAAGGGGUCUUCAAUUCGACGUCGGCGACACCUUCUUCCGCCACGAAAGCGCCACCGGGCGCGACCUCGCCGUUCUCGCCGCCGCAAUCCACAAAAAGGCCAAUAAUGACAAGCUCCGAGUUCUUGACGCAAUGUGUGGCUGCGGCAUCCGUUCUCUGCGUUACUUGGUUGAAGCGGAUGCUGAUUUUGUGCUUGCUAAUGACGCGGAUGAUUUUCACAGGAGUGUGGUUUUGUCGAAUUUGUCGGCGAAGGUUCCAAGAAUUUCGGAGGAUGGUAGGGGGAGGAGGUGGUUGGUUACAAAUGACGAUGCGAAUAGAGUGAUGAUGGAGUGUUGUUUGAGGAGGGAUUAUUUUGAUUUUAUCGAUAUUGAUUCUUUUGGUAGUGAUUCGAGUUUUUUGAGGUCUGCAUUUGAGGCUUUGAGGUUUGGUGGUUUGGUGUAUGUUACUUCUACUGAUGGAUAUACUUCCGGUGGUCAUCGUCCUCUUCACUCUUUAUCUUCUUAUGGAGCAUAUAUUUGUCCUAUGCCAUACUGCAAUGAGCUUGGUUUGAGAAUGCUUAUAGGUGGGGCCAUUCGUGAAGCUGCAGUGCUGGGUUACUAUGUUACGCCACUUUUUUCAUAUUAUUCAUACCAUGGACCUGUUUUUAGAGUUUUGCUCCGUGUCAAUCGAGGAAAGCUUCCCAUCAGCAGGCAUUAUAAUUUUAUCAGAUACUGCAGUGAGUGUGGAAAUUCUGAAGCAAUAUCGUGGGACAAACUAGGCCAACUGAAUUGCCCGUGCAACUCAAAUGUUCCUGGGUCACUUGUUGUUUCAGGUCCUCUUUGGACAGGGCCUCUUCACAGCAAAAGCUAUCUUGAAGAAAUGCUAAAUUUGGCUGAAGAAUGGGGAUGGAUAGGCAACAAUAUUGGAGUAGAUCUUGAGAAGCUAUUGAAGUAUAUGAUAGAUGAAAGUGACCCUCAAUUACCAUUUGGAUACAUCAAGUUGGAUGAGGUCUCAAGCCGUGGGAAGAUUAAUUCCCCUCCACUCAGGAGCAUGCUGAGCUCCUUGCAGAAGAAUGGAUACACUGCAAGCAGAUCACAUAUUGAAUCCAAUGCAAUCAAGACAAAUUGUCCAAUGUCAAUGUGCAUCAUGAUCGCAAAGGAACUCCAAGCAUGCUAAGUAGUGUUUAAUAUUUGUGCUUAGAAGCAAUUUAAUUGCUGGACUGUUGCAAUGACCACUUGAUUUUGAAGUAGCAGGUGAUCUAUUGCACAUAGUGUUCUAUUUGUCAGCUUAUAUGGAAUUUGACAUUAGUUGUGUGCGGUUCAUAAUCUAGUAUUAUUUACUGAUAUUUUGUCAGAGAUUUAUGCAUCUAUGUUAACUCGCUUAAUUGCU
Daucus carota subsp. sativus is the source of this 1666-nucleotide messenger RNA. Its product is annotated as tRNA (guanine(26)-N(2))-dimethyltransferase. Gene Ontology annotation, cellular component: nucleus. Lineage: Eukaryota; Viridiplantae; Streptophyta; Magnoliopsida; Apiales; Apiaceae. The record is from RefSeq and is a predicted model, not a curated record. The coding region runs from base 149 to 1453 and encodes 434 amino acids. Gene Ontology annotation, molecular function: tRNA (guanine(10)-N2)-methyltransferase activity; RNA binding. The transcript is spliced from 6 exons. Gene Ontology annotation, biological process: tRNA N2-guanine methylation.